Molecule: messenger RNA, 861 nt
Organism: Sabethes cyaneus
Lineage: Eukaryota; Metazoa; Arthropoda; Insecta; Diptera; Culicidae
Exons: 1
Coding region: 1-861 (286 amino acids)
Source: RefSeq, a predicted model, not a curated record
AUGGCUUUCAGUUAUAAAGUAGUUGGAGUGUUAUGUGUGGUGCUUGCCGCGGCUACAGCCUUACCUGCAGAAGAUACCCGCACCUCACGAAAUGCCAUCAACACUGAGGGUGACCUAAUGAGCAGCAUUUACAAGGAUUGCUUGCAGUCAGAUUCGGUGUCCUGUGUGAAAUAUAAGAUCUUCAGCUUCUUUGACAAAGUUGUGGCCAAACGUAGCGCGUUCUCGUUAUCCGAUGGUGUCACCGUUGUUAAGACGCCAGGAGUCGAAACCGAUGGUGCUCCACGUUCCCUUAGUGGUGACGAGUCUAUCGAACAGCUGAUCCUAUCCCGCCUUCAGAACUUCCUGUCCACUCAUACCAUCAAAGUUGACUUAAAAGGAUCGGAUAUUGUGAAUGCCGUCACCUCGACCGGACGCGCUUUGGAGGAUGUCUCGGAAAAUCUCUUGGAAGAUGGUGAGGAUGGUGCCGGUGAAGCCCGUGGCAAGAAGAAGAAGGCAGCCAAGAUCUUGGGACCACUGAUGUUGGCCGUUGCUCUGAAGGCUGCUGCUCUGCUGCCACUUCUGUUAGGAGCGAUUGCAUUGAUUGCAGGCAAGGCUCUGCUGAUCGGUAAAAUUGCUCUGGUUCUGUCCGCCAUCAUUGGGCUUAAGAAAUUGCUGUCACAAGAAAAACAUGUCACUUAUGAAGUCGUUGCCCACCCGCACCACACCAGCAGCCAUUCUACGAGCCACGGUGAUGCCUACUCGCUGGGAGGAUCCUUCGGAGGCGGCGAUGCCGGCAGCUAUGGUGCCAGUUCCGGACACGGUAGUGGAUGGGGACGAGCCAUCGAUGCUCAGGACCUCGCCUAUCAAGCCCAGAAACCAUAA